This is a messenger RNA of Drosophila subobscura, 1002 nucleotides long. RefSeq lists its product as uncharacterized. Bases 166 to 759 code for a protein of 197 amino acids. The transcript has 2 exons. Lineage: Eukaryota; Metazoa; Arthropoda; Insecta; Diptera; Drosophilidae. The record is from RefSeq and is a predicted model, not a curated record.
UAGCUGUGUUUGUGGCUUAGAGUUUAUUCAGAUGAAUUCUCUCCUCUAUCAGCUUAAAUAGUUUGUACUCCUUCGCUUGUUCCAAAAACAACGUUUUCUUCUCUCUUCUUGUUUUUUUUGCUAGUAUUCAUCAGCGAUAGACGUUUUCUGUUUGUUUGGUUGAAGAUGUUUAAAAGUGUGGUGGACCGUGUUGCUGCCGUCUCAAUGACAGUCUACCUCACCAAUUACUUUGGUGUCUGGGGCAGUGCAGAGGACUCCGAACGGCUUCUCAAGUCCAUGAGUGAGUCCGUCGGUGCUAUGAUCAAGUGGAUGGCCUCAGAGGACGAUCCCAACUUGAAUGCGGCUGACGUCUACAAUCGGGGCGUCAAAAAGAGCUUCCUAUUCAUUAUUCAGCUACCCGAGCACAUAACGAGUACUUACACAAGUGUGACCAACGAGGCCAAGCAGAUCAAUCUAGAGAUGGCCAAAAUCUUCCGCAACUUGUCGCAGCCACAAGAGUUCUCUCGAUAUUGGGACAUGUUGGAGGGGCGUCUACUUACCUCAAAGUCGCUAACAUCAAUCAAGGAAGCUGAAGAGAUGCAGCGUCUGGCACAAGAGGAACAGGCCCUCAAGGAGCAAGCUCUCAAGGAGCAAGCCCAGGAGCAAGCCCUGACCGAGGCCGAAGAGAAGAAAUCAAGUUUGAUGAAUCUAUCCAAUUGGAGUAUGUGGCAAUUUUGGAAGAAUCAAAUGGGCGCUUCCCUUAUGCAAAAAUCCAAAUAAUGACUCAAAUUCCCAGCUACGGACACAAAUACCUGACUGAAAAAAAUCACCUGACUGAAGAAAAUCACCUGACUCUUAACCAAAUCACCGAUUGAACCAAUCCCCUGACUUUAAAAGAUUUUAUCCUUGACAUAAAAAAUAUUCCUGCUCAAGAAAAGUUUUCCUACUGCAAUUGCAGUCCACAACCACCGCCACGGGUCGACAAAAAAUUUCAAAAUUUAUUGCAUAAUUCUAAAAACAAUU